GGAAGGGAAAGAAGAUGGACCCCACGGGAUAGAUAUUUCGAAGGAUGAGGUGCUGCUAUUUUAACAAGCUUUUGGCUAGAGUGUCACAAAAGUGUCAGGGAUGGCAAGGGAGACUUUUAUCUUCUGGAGGCAAGCAAGUCCUUAUUAAAAGUGUUCUUCAAGCUAUUCCUGCCCAUAUUUUUUCAGAUGUUGCUCCACCUAAAGCAGUACUUGUGAAGAUGGAAAAGAGUUUUUCUAAUUUUUUAUGGGGACAAUCUGAGCAAAAACUCCAUUAUCAUUGGAGCUCUUUGGAACAUAUGAGUUAUCCUACUAAGGAGGGGGGUUUGGGUUUCACAAGAAUGAAAGAUAUAGUGGAUGCCUGUAGUGCUAAACUUUGGUGGAACUUUAGAACCACUUCCACUCUUUGGGUCCAGUUUAUGAAAGCUAAAUAUUGUUCUAGGGUUCAUCCUGUGGCUAAAGUUUGGCAAUAUGGUGAAUCUCAUAUUUGGAAAAGAAUGACUCUCGUUAGAUCUGAGAUUGAGCCAUACAUCACCUGGAGGGUUUGUGAUGCUUCUUUGAGUUUUUAGUGGGAUAAUUGGACUGGAUUGGGACCAUUGGCAAGGGUGACUAAUCAGGCACAUGGUAAAUAUUGGCAACAACCUCUCAAGGAGUACUUAAUCAAUUCAUCUUUCAACUUUGACCACUUACAGUCCCUCAUGGACCCUGGUUUUUUCAUUCAUUUUCAAGUAGAUCUUUCUUCUCUUGGCUCAAAUAAUGCUGAUCAGACUCUCUGGCAACCUAAAUCCAAUGGAGUUUUCUCUAUGAAGGCUGUCAAAGAUUUCUUAAGGCCUUGUGGUAAUGUUAAUAUCUACUUACAGAAUUGUUGGCACACACACUUAUAUUCCUUUUAAAAUGUCCUUUUUGGGCUGGAGACUUUUACUGAGGAAACUCCCCCUGGAUUCCACUUUGCAAAAGUUUGGGUAUGUCCUCCCUUCCAAGUGUAGUUGUUGUACCAAACCCACUUGUGAGACUACUGAGCAUGUAUUUGCACAAAGUGAGGUGGCUAAAACUGUGUGGAAAUAUUUCUGUGGGCUGUUUGGUCUGAAUGAACAAGGCAUAUCCACUGUUAAGCAAUAUCUUAAUGUUUGGUGGGGAGCUAAAUCACAUCCUAAAAAAUACACUGUUAGGGUUUUAUUAAAACGAUGUAUGCCUGUUUUCAUUAUUUGGGAACUUUGGGUUCAUUAUACUUCUGUCAAAUAUGGGGAGAAACAAAUCAAUGUUGCAAGGACUAUUUUUAAAAUACGGCUGGAUGCUGUGGAAGCUGUAGCUAGGAAAUGGCCUAACCUCCGUAAAAAUCUUUCUGAUUGGAAGACUAUUUUCAAUUUAAAUGGCCAUCUAUCCAAUUCUUAUCAGACUCCUACUAAGAUGAGGCAGUUUCCUCCUCCAAACAGUGUGAAAAUUAAUGUCUCUAUGUUCUCCAAAGAACAUCAAUUUGGUACUAGUGCUGUGGUUAGGGACUCCAAAGGUAUAUUCUUGUAUGCUUAUGGCAGUGUUGGACAUGCUUCAGCCCUGGGAGCCACUAUGGUGUUUAACUUCUGGGUAUACUUCCCUUUAUUGGGAAGCAGAUUUUAAGGAGAUGUUACAGCUCCUUAAUCUUUCUAUCCCACUUUUUACUGUGGACCAUAUCAGUAGGUUGGCCUUUUUACUUUCAUGCUAUAGUUCUUCUACUGAUUUUUGUGAUGGUCAUACUAAUCGUGUUACUAAUUAUCUGGUCCAAUGGUGUUGUAAUCACCUUCAUUCUAGUAUGGAUUUUUUUGGGUAUUUUUGAUCUACCUGCACAAUGUCAGCUCCUUUUUCAACAUGAUAUUCAGCAGGUUCAUAGCUAUUCAGCUUCUAGCUCAUGCUAACCUGAGCCUCUUAUUGACAUGUAGUUGUGUUGCCAUUUCCUGGUUAGGUAGUCCUUUCUACCCGGGGGUAUAGAGAACUUGGAUCUUCGGUGCGCUCUUUUUCCUUUUCCUACUUUCUAGGGGAUUGUGUUUGCGUUGUUUGAAGAAUUUUUAAACCAUUACUGGUUAUACUGGGGUUAUGGAGAAGUUUGGAUAUUAUGGGUGCGCUUAUAAUAUCUUUUCCUAGCCUUGGUAUGUAUGGUUUGUGGAUAAGGAGUGGUUGACUUGGAUGGGUUUUUAUUCCUCCCGUUGGAGAUGAUUACCACUUCUUUGUGUUGCCAUGCCUCUCCGUAUGGCCUUUAUUGUCUUAGUGUGGUUAUGCUCGUGUUGGCCUGGUGUGAGUUUGGAUUGUCGUGUUGGUUUGAUGUUUUAGACCUUAUUGUGGCUUUGGUCAAGCCCUAGACUAGUAUGUUGUUUGUUUCGAUCUUAUUGUGGCCUUGAUCAAGCCUUAGUUAGCUUGUUUGUUGUUUAGACCUUAUUGUGGCNCUCGGAUGGGUUUUUAUUCCUCCCGUUGGAGAUGAUUACCACUUCUUUGUGUUGCCAUGCCUCUCCGUAUGGCCUUUAUUGUCUUAGUGUGGUUAUGCUCGUGUUGGCCUGGUGUGAGUUUGGAUUGUCGUGUUGGUUUGAUGUUUUAGACCUUAUUGUGGCUUUGGUCAAGCCCUAGACUAGUAUGUUGUUUGUUUCGAUCUUAUUGUGGCCUUGAUCAAGCCUUAGUUAGCUUGUUUGUUGUUUAGACCUUAUUGUGGCCUUGGUCAAGCCAUUCUAGGUUCCCUUACCCCCUUAUUUGUUAUUGUAUCCCUGGAAGGUUUGUCUUCCGUAUGAGGGGCUGGCGUUAGGCCUUGGUAUAGUCCUCCCCUCACUUUGUGGCUCCCUAUUAUCUUAAUAAAACUCGGUAAGGGUU
This is a messenger RNA of Cuscuta campestris, 2826 nucleotides long. The record is from the annotation of a GenBank genome assembly. NCBI's taxonomy places the organism in Eukaryota, Viridiplantae, Streptophyta, Magnoliopsida, Solanales, Convolvulaceae.